Ochotona princeps (American pika) is the source of this 3131-nucleotide messenger RNA. RefSeq names its product ubiquitin specific peptidase 13 (gene USP13). The record is from RefSeq and is a predicted model, not a curated record. Gene Ontology annotation, biological process: protein deubiquitination. The transcript is spliced from 21 exons. NCBI's taxonomy places the organism in Eukaryota, Metazoa, Chordata, Mammalia, Lagomorpha, Ochotonidae. Gene Ontology annotation, molecular function: protein binding; cysteine-type deubiquitinase activity; zinc ion binding. The coding region runs from base 278 to 2869 and encodes 863 amino acids.
GCUGCGGCUGGCGCUCCCCAGCGCCCCGCCUGACGCUGCAGCUGGGCCGGCGACUCGCCAUUGGAUUAAAAAUAGCAGCGUCCCCCCCUCCCCAGGCCCCGGGGGCCUGCUCCCGCCCCGCGGCCCGCUCCCGCCGCUUGCCCGCUCGCCUCAGCUCCUGUCGCCCGCGCAACCCGCACGCCCGCUCGCCCGCCAGCCUGGCCGCUGGCUCGCUGGCGCCGCCGCCGCGCUCCGGCUCCGACUCCGGCUGUGGGUCGGUUCGGUGCGCGCCGCGGCCAUGCAGCGCCGGGGCGCCCUGUUCAGCAUGCCGGGCGGCAGCGGUGGCAGGAAGAUGGCUGCAGGAGACAUCGGCGAGCUGCUCGUGCCGCUCAUGCCCACGAUUCGCGUACCCCGCUCCGGGGACCGGGUUUACAAGAACGAGUGCGCCUUCUCCUACGACUCCCCUAAUUCUGAAGGUGGACUCUAUGUCUGCAUGAACACCUUUUUGGCCUUUGGAAGGGAACAUGUUGAAAGACAUUUUCGAAAAACUGGACAGAGUGUGUACAUGCACCUGAAAAGACACGUGCGAGAGAAGGUAAGAGGGGCAUCUGGUGGUGCUUUACCAAAAAGAAGGAAUUCCAAGAUAUUUUUAGAUCUAGAUACUGAUGAUGAUUUAAAUAGCGACGAUUAUGAGUAUGAAGAUGAAGCCAAACUUGUCAUAUUCCCAGACCACUAUGAAAUAGCACUGCCCAAUAUUGAGGAAUUGCCAGCCCUGGUAACAAUUGCAUGUGAUGCAGUUCUCAGCUCAAAAUCUCCAUACAGAAAACAGGACCCAGACACAUGGGAAAAUGAAUUGCCAAUAUCUAAAUAUGCCAAUAAUCUCACCCAACUGGACAAUGGAGUUAGGAUUCCUCCAAGCGGUUGGAAGUGUGCCAGGUGUGACCUGCGGGAGAACCUCUGGCUGAAUUUGACUGAUGGCUCCAUCCUUUGUGGAAAGUGGUUCUUUGACAGCUCCGGGGGUAAUGGGCAUGCGCUGGAACAUUACAGAGACAUGGGCUACCCUCUGGCGGUGAAGCUGGGAACCAUCACUCCUGAUGGGGCAGAUGUUUAUUCAUUUCAAGAAGAGGAGCCUGUGUUGGAUCCUCAUUUGGCCAAGCACUUAGCGCAUUUUGGAAUCGACAUGCUCCAUAUGCAUGGGACAGAGAAUGGGCUCCGGGACAAUGACAUCAAGCCCAGGGUGAGUGAGUGGGAAGUGAUUCAAGAGUCGGGCACGAAGCUGAAGCCCAUGUACGGCCCUGGGUACACGGGUCUCAAGAACCUGGGCAACAGCUGCUACCUCAGCUCCGUCAUGCAGGCUAUCUUCAGCAUCCCAGAGUUCCAGAGAGCGUAUGUAGGAAACCUUCCCAGAAUAUUUGACUACUCACCUUUAGAUCCAACACAAGAUUUCAAUACACAGAUGACUAAGUUAGGACAUGGCCUGCUCUCAGGCCAGUAUUCAAAGCCUCCAGUGAAAUCUGAACUCAUUGAACAGGUGAUGAAGGAGGAGCACAAGCCUCAUCAGAAUGGGAUCUCGCCACGCAUGUUUAAGGCCUUUGUGAGCAAGAGCCACCCAGAAUUCUCCUCCAAUAGACAGCAAGAUGCUCAGGAAUUUUUCUUGCACCUGGUGAAUCUUGUGGAGAGGAACCGCAUCGGUUCAGAAAACCCAAGUGAUGUUUUUCGGUUUCUGGUGGAAGAACGUAUCCAGUGCUGUCAGACCCGAAAAGUCCGCUACACAGAGAGGGUGGACUACCUGAUGCAGCUCCCUGUGGCCAUGGAAGCAGCGACCAACAAGGAUGAACUGAUUGCCUAUGAAUUAACAAGAAGGGAAGCAGAAGCGAACAGAAGGCCCCUUCCUGAGCUGGUGCGAGCCAAGAUACCAUUUAGUGCCUGCCUUCAGGCCUUUUCUGAACCCGACAAUGUUGAUGAUUUCUGGAGCAGCGCCCUGCAAGCCAAGUCUGCGGGUGUAAAAACAUCUCGCUUUGCCUCAUUCCCUGAAUACUUGGUAGUGCAGAUAAAGAAGUUCACUUUUGGUCUUGACUGGGUUCCCAAAAAAUUUGAUGUUUCCAUUGACAUGCCUGACCUGCUUGAUAUCAACCAUCUCCGAGCAAGGGGGCUCCAGCCAGGGGAGGAAGAACUUCCAGACAUCAGCCCUCCAAUAGUCAUCCCUGAUGACUCCAAAGAUCACCUGAUGAACCAGUUGACAGAUCCAUCAGACAUCGAUGAGUCGUCGGUGAUGCAGCUGGCUGAGAUGGGCUUCCCUCUAGAGGCAUGUCGGAAGGCUGUGUACUUUACUGGAAAUAUGGGAGCUGAGGUGGCCUUCAACUGGAUCAUUGUUCACAUGGAAGAACCAGAUUUUGCAGAACCACUGACAAUGCCUGGUUAUGGAGGGGCAGCUUCUGCUGGAGCCUCUGUUUUUGGUGCUACUGGGUUGGAUAACCAACCGCCAGAGGAAAUUGUAGCUAUCAUCACCUCCAUGGGUUUCCAGCGAAGUCAGGCCAUUCAGGCACUGCGAGCAACGAGUAAUAACCUAGAAAGAGCGCUGGAUUGGAUCUUCAGCCACCCGGAGUUUGAAGAGGACAGUGACUUUGUGAUUGAGAUGGAGAAUAAUGCCAAUGCAAACAUUAUUUCUGAGGCUAAGCCUGAAGGACCCAGAGUUAAAGAUGGAUCUGGAAUGUAUGAAUUAUUUGCAUUCAUCAGUCACAUGGGAACAUCUACAAUGAGUGGCCAUUAUGUUUGCCAUAUCAAAAAAGAAGGAAGAUGGGUGAUCUACAACGACCACAAAGUUUGUGCCUCGGAAAGGCCCCCUAAAGACCUGGGCUACAUGUAUUUUUACCGCAGAAUACCCAGCUAAAUCUCGGACAUACAAUUUGGCGAGAAGAAGCCAUAUACCUUUUUAAUUUGCCAAGGGGGAGGGAAAAAAAGUGAUUAGGACAACCAGAUAUGAAGGAAAUGAAGGAAUACAUGGGGUAUUUAUAGCUUACUUAAAGAGCAAGAUCAUUUGACACCUUCUGAAAUACAACUGGGAAGAAAUUUCUAUUAGUGACAAUACACUGUUGUAGAUAGUUUUUAUAAAUGUUCAAGGAGAGGAGGAUAUUAAAAAAAGUAUUCUUGUU